AUGGCUCGCAAACUGGGAUCCCAAGAUGCGAAACCGCCCUCUAGUGCAGGAAGUAAGCAGGCGCCACCGAAACCGCCCAGUAAACCAUCUUCUACUGCGAGUAAGAUGUUGAAACCCUCACAAGAGAAGGGAAAGAAGAAGCUAUCAGCAGAAAAAAUAAAGUCAUCACGCAUCCCUCUCAAGGAACAACAGGACUCGAAACGUAUAGAACUCAAGGCGAAAAAACAACCAAAGUCGAUAAUGAAAAAUCCAAAAGGAAGCAAGGAAGGCAAGGAAGGUUCAAAAGGGAGCAAGGAGGCUCCAAAAGGGAGCAAGGAACCUGCAAAACCUACAAAAAAAUCUGCUCAGGAAAAGAAAGAGCAAAAGGAGAUGGUGAUGGCAAAAGUGCGAGCAAUGAAAGCUGAGGCUGCUAAGAAGGACGUGAGUUGCACUGGUUACCUGAAGCCACUCAUUCGUCUCUACAUUUUCUCGAGAUUCAGUUAUAAACUCCGAAGACAUUUGUUAGAGUUAGCUCGAACAGGAUGA
Cooperia oncophora is the source of this 525-nucleotide messenger RNA. The record is from the annotation of a GenBank genome assembly. NCBI's taxonomy places the organism in Eukaryota, Metazoa, Nematoda, Chromadorea, Rhabditida, Trichostrongylidae.